Cololabis saira (Pacific saury) is the source of this 758-nucleotide messenger RNA. It is a transcript of the gene polr2i, whose product is annotated as RNA polymerase II subunit I. Gene Ontology annotation, biological process: transcription initiation at RNA polymerase II promoter; transcription-coupled nucleotide-excision repair; DNA-templated transcription. Lineage: Eukaryota; Metazoa; Chordata; Actinopteri; Beloniformes; Belonidae. The record is from RefSeq and is a predicted model, not a curated record. The coding region runs from base 96 to 476 and encodes 126 amino acids. Gene Ontology annotation, cellular component: RNA polymerase II, core complex. The transcript has 6 exons. Gene Ontology annotation, molecular function: zinc ion binding; nucleic acid binding; DNA-directed RNA polymerase activity.
GCGCAUGCGCAGAGAGAUUGUGUGUGAAACGCUUGAGUACAGAGUAUCACUUCUAUUAAAUUUAACAGACUUUUCUUUAUUAAAUACAAUUUCCAAUGGAUUUAGAGAGCGGUACAUACGAGCCAGGGUUUGUUGGGAUCCGUUUUUGUCAAGAAUGUAAUAACAUGUUGUACCCUAAAGAAGACAAAGAAAACCGCAUCCUGCUGUACGCGUGCAGAAACUGUGACUACCAGCAAGAGGCAGACAACAGCUGCAUCUAUGUAAACAAGAUCACCCAUGAGGUUGAUGAACUGACUCAGAUCAUCGCUGAUAUAGCCCAGGAUCCAACACUACCGAGAACAGAGGAUCACCCCUGUCCAAAGUGUGGUCACAAGGAGGCAGUGUUCUUCCAGUCGCACAGUAUGAAGGCUGAGGACGCUAUGCGACUGUACUACGUCUGCACGGCCCCUCACUGUGGACACCGAUGGACUGAGUGAAAGCUGGUGAUGAUGACAGGGUUGAGCAUCUGGAUCUAUAGUUUUGCUCUUUGCAAAUAGUAUUUCAAGCUACUUCUCAGUCAGUUGUGUUUUACUCCUCCCUUUUCCAGUCUGUGUAGGAGCCGAGUGAGGUUUUGUAAAAAAGCUGCACUGCUAAAGUCUCUGAUAUCAUUGUAUUGUGAUACUCCUAUUUUUUUUAAAUUGUGAAUAUAAUGUGUUUAGCAGUUGUCAUUUUGAUAAAAUUGUAUUAUUGCAAUAAACCAGAUUUUUCUUGUUUUACUU